Drosophila hydei is the source of this 8064-nucleotide messenger RNA. It is a transcript of the gene Ubr3, whose product is annotated as E3 ubiquitin-protein ligase Ubr3. Bases 994 to 7785 code for a protein of 2263 amino acids. The record is from RefSeq and is a predicted model, not a curated record. Lineage: Eukaryota; Metazoa; Arthropoda; Insecta; Diptera; Drosophilidae. Gene Ontology annotation, cellular component: ubiquitin ligase complex; cytoplasm. Gene Ontology annotation, biological process: ubiquitin-dependent protein catabolic process via the N-end rule pathway; protein ubiquitination. The transcript is spliced from 12 exons. Gene Ontology annotation, molecular function: ubiquitin protein ligase activity; zinc ion binding.
UCUUCUUGUUAUGUGUGCCAACGCAUCGCUGUGACUGGCAGUUUUACAAGAACCACAUAGCAUUGAAGAGAUAAAAUUCACAUAUACAGAGACUGUGUAAUUUCAACACACAAGAGCAGGCGAAAUCCAGCACGUUUGUGGGUACAAGAAAUUAAACGAAUACGAAUGAGUUAUUAAGCACGAGCUAAAGUUAACCCCAACAAACGAAAGUAACUGAUAUUGUAAUUGGCAAGUUCAUUGCACGAGUAAUAUAUUUGGUUAUAUACAUACAUAUAUAAAUAUAUAUACAUAUAUGUAUAUAUAUCUAUGCGUUCGUGUGUAUGCAAGUGCGUGUGUAUUUGUGUAGUAAGCAUGUGUGUGAAUAAGAAAUUUGCGAACUCGAUAAAACAUCGUGCAGAUUGUUAAGUGGCAGUCCGACCUACGUUCAAUAUAUAUAUAUAUUAUUUGUAUAUAUAUAUAUAUAUACUUUGAUAUAUAUAUACAUAUGUGCACACAAUGUAUUCGUGUUUCUCCUGCCAAAGCAGCGCAUAAGCUCAUAGGAUGUUCAUAGAUAAUAGUAGGUCGGGCAAGCAACGUCAAGAGACAAAAACCGAAAACAGAAGCUGAAGCAGAACCGGAGCGAGAUGUGAGAAGCGGCUAAAAAAAAAGCUAAAACAAUACCAAACACAAAAAUCCCGCAGUGUAAAACGAGGCAGUAGCAACAGCAGCAGCAUAAGAAGAAGAACCAAAAAAGAAAACUUGUUUGAAACAAGCAAACGCCAAGACGAGACAACGACGACGAACAAGACGCUAAAAGGCAAUUUAAACUCUGAGCUGAGACGUGCAAAGCAAAGCAAAGUAAAGCAGAAACAGAAGCAACAACAGCGGCGGUAGCGGCAGCGGCAUUUGCAGUCGUCUGCUUUUUCAGCCAAACGCGAAUAAUAUCAAACGCGAUUGGCGAUUAGCGAUAGGCGAUAACAUACAAAACAAUAUAACAGCACCAACAGCCGAAGCAUGGAUGAGGAUGACAACAUAUCCAAUGCUGAUAUAAGUAUCGACGAAGAAGAUGAUGACGACGAUGAGCAGGAACAGCAGCACCCACAGCAGCAGCAACCACAGCAACAACAACAUCAACAUCAUAUACAACAACAGCAGAGUAGCAGCAGACGACGAGCGGGCAAUCGCGAUCGAAUCGAUCUGGUUCAGCUUCAAUCAUAUCGGCAACAAUUUCAGCUGGCAAAUGUGGCCAGCAGCAGCAGCAGCAGUACGAGCAGCAGCACUACAAGCGCAGAUAGCGGCGCAGCUCGCACUGUUGCCGCAGAAGCUGGCGCGGCCGGCAAUUCACCGUUCCACGAUUGGGAUACACAACAGAGUAGCGCUGCCCGCAGCGGCAAUAGCAAUACCGGCAGCGGACUGCAAACGAACUCAGAGGAACUGAACGAUGCUGGCGCUGGGAAUGCAGGCGCUAAACCCACCUUCUUUUUUAGCACAUCGUCGUUUAUAUUGCGUAGCCGAAAGGAUGUGGCCGCUUUAAUUAAUACAGAAUGUUGCCGUGGCAGUCCAACGCCCGAUUUAGAUUCCAUAAUGGAUACACUAUUUAAUCCUGGCACUCCCAUCGACAAUCCCGAUAAUAUUGAAUGGAUACGUUGGCUGAUAGCUGGCGGUCGCACGCCCAAGGAAUUUGUCAAAAUUGUUCGCAGCUACGAUAAUCAUGCCAAAUGCGGUUUGGUUUGGGUGCCUCACGUGGUGGCAUAUCGCUGUCGCACCUGCGGAAUUUCGCCAUGCAUGUCGAUAUGUCGCGAUUGCUUUAAGAAGGGCAAUCAUACCAACCAUGACUUUAAUAUGUUCUUGUCACAGGCAGGUGGCGCCUGCGAUUGCGGCGAUACGUCUGUGAUGAAGGCGGAGGGAUUCUGCAGUGAUCAUGGCAUCAAUAAUCGAGUCAAUCGCGAUCCGGUGCCCAAUAAUCUGUUGGCCGUUGCGGAGGCAAUCAUGCCAAAGUUGCUGUUCCGUCUGCUGCAACAUUUUCGAGAGGACAGCGAUGUUUCAUUGGCGCCUGCCCUCACCGCGUAUUCGUGCGAGGCUUUCGCCAAUAUGCUAAUCGAUUUGAACAAUAUGGGCGAGAUAAUGCGCAAAGUGAUGACCCGCACGCUAAUCAAUGCCGAUGUCUAUUCAUAUUUUAUGGAAACACCCUUCCAGGAUACGCGCAACGGACGCUUUCUCAAGGCGAAUCGUGAGAAAUAUGAGGAUGCGGUCAAUCGGUUUCCCAAUCCCGAGCCGCCCGAUGAGUAUCGCGAUUUGCCAGCUUUGGGCAAGAAACUGGUGCACACGACACUGCUCGAGGAAUUCAUAUUUUGGACAUUUAAAUUUGAAUUUCCACAAACGUUGGUCUGCUUUCUGCUCAACAUGUUGCCCGAUCAGGAUUACAAGGAACAUCUGACGCGAACAUUUGUGAUGCACUAUAGUCGCAUUCCAUCGGUGCUUGAAAUGUCCAGGGAUCCGGAUACGCUUAGCAACCGGGUUGUCCAUAUGAGCGUGCAGCUCUUCUCUAAUGAAAGCUUGGCCCUUAAAAUGGUCAACGAGCUGUCGCUGUUGCAUGUGAUGAUAAUCAGUUUAAAACUGAUGAUGUCCAAGAUACUCAUACAAAAUACGCUGCACGAUCCCUCAAAGAACUUUCAUUUUGUGAUCGAUUGUACACGGCAAGUGAUGAAGGAUCAUUGCUAUUGGCCACUCGUAUCGGACUUUAAUAAUGUCCUAUCGCAUGAGUCUGUCGCAUUGGUCUUUCUUCGCGAUGAUAAUCUCAUUGACAUGUGGUUUCAGUUCCUGCAAAUGUUGCAGGGCAUGAAUGUGAAUGUUAGAGAAACGGCAUCGCAUGUUGAAUUCGAGCCGAAUAGCUAUUAUGCCGCAUUCUCAUGUGAGCUGGAGGCGAGCGCCUACCCCAUGUGGUCCAUCAUAUCUCAUCUGCAGGAUGGCACCCAUGCGCAUCUCGCCAAAAAGAUCAUUAACUACUGUGUAACAACGCUGCACGAAUGGCUAGACUCGAUCUACUUCAGGGAGCCCAAAUUGUCGCUGGAGGAAAUGAUGCAGGCCUCAUUUCAUUUUCCGCUGCAUCGAUAUUUAGCCGCCUUUGUCUGUCAAGCCGUCACCAAAAUGGGCAUCAGCCUCAGCGAUGUACUACCCUCACGUCCCGACAUUUUACCUUUGCUAAUGAUACAUCCGUUGCGAGUGCAGAGCUUUUUCUACGAAAUUCUUGCCGGAAAAUGGGUGCGCAACGGUCUGCAAAUCAAGGGCCAAGCAAUGACCUACAUACAAGCGAACUUUUGCAAUUCCAUGGCCGACAUGGAUCUAUUCUUUUUGCAAAUUUGCGCAACAAACCUGUCGCAAUACUUCUUUCUGCAAAAUACGAUCGAAUUGUUCGACGUGGGUCAAUGGCUGGAAACGGCGCCGCUGAAACAGCCGCAAAAACCGGAACAAUCAUCGAUGCUAGAGGGCUUCCUCACAUUCCUGGCCACCCUGGUGACAAGUCGCACCAAUUUAGGCAACGAUGAGGCCACCCAAUGCAUCAUUGAGAUUAGCGCCCUAUUGGCAACUGAAAAUAAGACACACUCGCAGCUGCUUGAACUGAUGCCCGAGCGUUCGGGCAAUGUGCAUACAAAGAACUUUGAGACGUUCCUCAAGAAGCUUUCCGUAUAUAAGGCCCCAUCUAGCGGAUCAGAGAAUCUGGAACAGGGUCUCUUCACUCCCAUCGAUGAGGUGUGGGAGGAAUAUUAUGAUCCAUUGCAUGUGCUGCUGCGCGCUGUGCAUCGGCGUGACUUCCAAUCGUCGCUGGAUCGCUUCACCAACUAUGUGAAGUCCAAGGACAAAAUGCCAGCCAGUGGAAAUUUAUGGCCACCUUUUCGAUUGCCAUUGCCGGUGGGCAGCUCAUUCACCGAUCCCUGCCGAAUUCUUAACUCCCGUCUCUUCCACUCGACCAUAUUGUCGAUUUUCUUUCGGGCCGUGCACACGCGAGAUGUGUCCGAGCAUCUGCUCGCCUUGGCUGUCUUUCUGCUGGAGAUAGCCGUGGAGACGAGCAGCGAUAUAAAUGCAGCCGGAGCGGGAUCAGGAGCUGGCACAUCGUCCAAUUCGUUUGGCGGCGCUGCAGCCUCACCAGUUGCCAUGGUCGAGUGUGAGCCGCAGCAUAAAUCUGGCUACUAUUAUGGCGGCAAUAGACGUGAGCCGCCCAAGCUCUUCCACUGUUAUCCCACGGACAAUCUCAGCUGCAAUCUGCGACAUGUGGUGACAAAGGUUUCGCUAAAGUCGCGUGAUCCACAGGUGACCACGUCCAGCUACCGCUCGAAUCCGUUCUUCACAGAUCUGGACUUCGAUGUCGAUACGGGAGCAAUGCGCAUGAUUGGCGACACCUACGGCCUGGAUGAUCUCGAUGAAACAUCGGGUGCAAUGAGUGUGGCACGCACGCAACAGCAGCGCAACAAUAAUGCGCUCACACGCAUGCGCAUGGAGGUGGCAUUGGUGCCCGAUCUGUCGGUGGUUGCCGAAACGGGCGUUGUUUUACUACAGCCGGAUGGCAAUGAUGCCGAUGGCCAUGAUGCGGCCAUGGAUAUGAGUCCGGCCACGGCCGAUUUUCAUCAUUUUCCAUUGCAACAGAUAACGCUGCCCGAGAGCGGCAUGGAAGUGGCCAUAAGACGUGAUCUCCUGCUAGCCGAGACGACGACAUCAACAGCAACUGGAGCGGCAUUGACGCACGACGAUCGUGAUAGGGAUCGAGAUAGGGAUAGGGAUCGGGAUCGGGAUAGGGAGCGUGAGCCACGUCACACUGGCUCCACGAACACAACCAAUGAAAUGUUCUCACCCACAACGCCAACGGGCGGCAUGCUGUUGCCCUUCCAGCGGGUGCGUCUGCCAGUGGCUGUGCCUAGCAGCAACAUGGAUGUGGUGCCAUCGAAUGCGUUGAGCAGCGGUGCUGUUGUUGGUGCCAGCAGUCGUAUGAGCUACGAUCCAAGUGGCGGACGCAAGCGAACCGUUGACAUUGCCAUCGGUGGCCCCGGCAACAAGGAUGAGCUACAUAUGGAUGAGAGCAUAUUGUCGCUGCUGCUCAAGCUGCAUUCGCAGCUAAGCGGCAAUUUGGACAGCUUCUCGCUCAGCGAUGGCGGCAGUGGUAGCAGCAACAGCAGCAGCAACUCUACGGCCUCGGCCUCGCCCUCGGCCAUGGAUGUGGACUGUAAUGAGGCGAGCACCUCGACGAGCACAGCGCUGGCCGAGCGUGGCCAUCAUUUUAGCUCUAGCUAUAAGCACAUCCGAGUGUCCAAUUCACGCAUCGGCGACGGGCCCUUCUUCAUUGGGAAUCUGCUGCGCAAGAUCGCGACACGGGAUGAGCAGUGUGCGCAGAGCAUCGAUGAUAUACGGGCGCGACUCUGGCCCAAUCAGCGCGAGAAACAGGCGGAGGCGCGUGCGCGCGAGACCAAGGAGAAGGAGGAGCGCCGAAAGAAGGCACGCGAGCGGCAACAGAAAAUGAUGCAGGACUUUGCCAAUAAGCAGAAACAGUUUAUGCAAUCGGCCGCGGCGGCGGCCAACAAUAUGGACUUUGGGCCGGAGGAUGAGGACGAGGAGGCCAUGUACGAGGAGCAGCCAAGGGAAAAGGAAUACGAUUGCAUCAUCUGCAAUUGCACAACGGCCAGCACCGAAACGAAUCCCAUUGGCCUCGUUGUCCUGGUCGAGUCCAGCGGCAUCGUUGGCCAUCGACGUCGCAUUGCCGAACGUCUGCCCCUGCCCCUAAAUGAUACGGACAAAGAGCGUUUGGCGCACACCACGCGAUUGGCCAGCGAAUUUGCCCGGCGCACCGAACUGCUUGGGCUCAAGUUUGGCGACGAGUCGUGGUAUCUAUCCAAUAACAUGGCCUACGACAACGGCGUCCAUGUGCAGUCGUGCGGCCAUCAUGUGCAUCUCAGCUGCCUGGAGGCGUAUCUGAAGACGCUCUACACGACGCAACGACAGCCCGUGCAGGAUCGUGGCGAAUUCUAUUGUCCUGUCUGCCGACAGCUAUCAAACUCUGUGCUUCCACUCAGUCCACAGCUGGACAGGCCGACGCAUCUGGUCCGCUCCGGCAAUCAGCCGUUCGAGCAGCUAGUCGCCGAUCUCACUGAUCUGAUCAAGGAGAAUGAAACGAUACCGCAACCGACAAAACUAAUCGAGGCCAUGGGUCAUGCCAUGGAGGUGAUGACCAACAUAGCGCAGCGCAAGGUCAAAUCUUCGAAGAUCACAUUUCGGAAGCUGUUCAUAUUUGUGACAUCGAUAGCGCGCACCAAUCUGGAGGCAGAGAUCAUACAACGGGGUGGGUCGCUGUGCUCCUCGAAUGCGACGCGCUACAAGCCGAAACGGGAUUGCAUUGUGCCACUGUUGCAUGUGCUGUCGGUGCAUGUGCGCGUCCUGGUCGAAUGGCCGCUGUGGAGCAGCUGGGCAUCGCUGGCCGGGAUGCCGGUCACCGACGCGGAGCCAUUGCCCACGCAUUGUCGCGAGGUGAUUCCCAGUCUGCUGGCGGAUCCCAUAGCGCUACUGCUCAAAUUCAUAUUGCUGGCGCCGCUGCAUCUCGAUCAGGAUUACUUCACCUGCAUGGUUAAGGUCAUGUACAAUCUGCUCUACUAUCAGAUUGUUGCGCAGUUGUGCGUUACGCUCACCGAGCUCGAGUGCGAUCACAUUUUGGCCAAUUACAGCAGCGAAGCAGUUCCAGUUGGGUCGCCCGCCACAGCAGCAACAGAAACUGCUGCAGCAGCAGCAGCAGCAGCAGCAGCAGCAGCGAAUAGCAGCAGUGGGAGCGGGAGCAGCGGUAGCAAUCGUCGCAGCAGCAGCGCACGUUUUGGCCCAGCGCAGAGCUGUGCGGAGUUGGGCAGGGCGAUGGCCUUGGUACUAAAUCAAACGAAUCGUCUAACGCAUCUGCGACGUGACAGCCUGCCCAGCACCAGUAGCAGCAGCAGCACCACCAACACCACAACAACAACAGCAGGAGCAGCUGGUGGCAACAGCAGCACCAGCAGCCGAACGGACACUGAGCUCAAUCUGAAGUCAAUGGAGCUGCAGCUGCAAUCGUUGUGUUUGCCAUUUUUGCGAAUUGCCGCGCUGCUGCGUCAACAUCUAUAUAGGCACGAGAUGCCAGAGAUAUCGGCGCCUGGCCUGGAAUUUGUGCGUUUGGUUUACUAUUUGGAACUGGUCACAGAUUCCAUGGACUGGGAUUGCUUUAAUGCAUCGAAGGGAUUAUGCUUUAUACCCGGCACCGAGCAUACCUUGCCACAGUUUUGGUGCAAGCAGCUAAUGGACGUUCAUCCGCCAUCCGAUACGGUGCGCGAGCUGAUACUCAUGAACCAACACUCGCUGUGGCAGCAGCCGCGUCUGCUAGAGCUGCCGCGCGAAUACGAGCGUCUCUUUACGUACUAUCAUGAACGUCCAUGCCUCAACUGCUAUAAGGUGCCGAAGGAGAGUUCCAUUUGUUUGCUGUGCGGCACAAUUGUGUGCCUCAAGCAGAACUGCUGUGCCGAAAAGGAAUGCUGUGAAGCCGUGCGGCACACACUAUCCUGCGGCGGCGGCAUUGGCAUCUUUUUGGUUGUCACCUCGACGUAUAUAAUUGUCAUUAGGGGGCGACGCGCCUGCCUGUGGGGCUCACUCUAUCUGGAUGAUUUCGAUGAGGAGGAUCGUGAUCUCAAACGCGGCAAGCCGCUGUAUCUGAGUCAAGAUCGAUUCAAUUUGCUGGAAUCACAGUGGCUUUCACAUAAAUUUGCACACACAAAGCAUACAUGGGUGUUCCAUCGUGAUCUCUUGUGAAACAUGGAAGACCUAUUGCGCAGCAUACAGGAGCUGGUUGGCCAGAUCUAAGCCGGAAGGAGAGAGAGCGAAAGAAAUCAAACCAAACCGAAAGCGUGAUUCGAACCCUCACCUCCCUCCACCCCAGCUACGUUUUGAUCUAUGAAAACGGUGCGAUGCGAUGCGAUGCGAUGCAGUGCAAAUUGCAUCUGGGUCUAAGCUGCAUAUACCUGGUCUCUCAUCAGCUCCCCCCUCCCCACACACACACAAACACACACACACAUACACAUACACACACAC